AUGAAGCGGACCCCAUGGAAUUCAAACAAGUCCAACCAUAGUCCUAACGUAUUCAAACAUUUUCAGACCAUGGCUUUAGAUUUAGCCAUGGCAAGAACGAGUAAGGGUCGCCAAAAGGUGAACAUGGUGAAAAUGCAGAAUGAGAGUAACCUGCAAGUAACCUUUUCGAAACGAAGGUCCGGCCUGUUCAAGAAGGCUAGUGAGCUUUGCACUCUUUGUGGUGCUGAAGUAGCCAUUAUUGUCUUCUCUCCGGGCAAAAAGGUGUUCUCUUUUGGCCACCCUUGUGUCGAGUCGGUCGUUGACAGGUUUCUCAGCCGGAAUCCUCCACAGCCAAAUGGUGGCAGUGGGGCGGAGCUGUACAUUGAGGCUCACCGGAAUGCUAAAGUCCAUGAACUCAAUAUGCAGCUCACCCACGUGGAAAGCCAGUUGGAAGGUGAGAGAAAGCGCGGUGAAAUGCUCGAUCAAAUAAGGAGGGCUGGUCGGAACCAGAGGUGGUGGGAAGCUCCCAUUGAUGAGCUCAAUUUGCAACAGUUGGAAAUUCUGAAAGCAGCCAUGGAGGACCUCAGAGAGAAUUUCAACAACCAAGCACAACAGGUAAUGGUCGAGUCAUCGAUUCCAUCGCCAUUUCUCACAGCCACCAGUUCUUUUGGAAGAGGUGGUAGUGCCACCGGAUUCGGCCUUGGUGCUCCAUUUAAUGCGGCUGCGCCGGGGUCCAGUGGUGGUGGUGCUCCUCCAUUUAAUGCUCGGCCGGCAGUAGGGUUCAGUGGUGGUGGUACUGGAGGUGGCCCAUUUGAUGCUAGGGCAACAGGGUCUAUCCCUUCCAUGAUGUCCCAUGGAUACAACCAUGGCUAUGGUCACGGUCAUGGUCAUGGGUUUCUCUGA
Messenger RNA from Ilex paraguariensis (yerba mate), 882 nucleotides. The record is from the annotation of a GenBank genome assembly. NCBI's taxonomy places the organism in Eukaryota, Viridiplantae, Streptophyta, Magnoliopsida, Aquifoliales, Aquifoliaceae.